AUGGGGAAAUUUUUUGAUGUCUUCAAAAGCUGUUUGGGACGUCGGCCGCACGAAUCCCCGAAACGCGUGCGAAAGGAAUACCGACGCUACACUACCGAUUUCAGCGUCAACCCGGGGAGCAGUUUCGCGGUGAAAAUGUUCCGAGCUGUAAUUGGGACAGCGGACACUCCGGAUGCCAAUAUGGUCAUCAGUCCAUACUCAGCGGAAGUCAUUUUGGCGGCAGUUCUUCCCGGAACCAAUGGUGAACUGAAAUCCGCCCUAACAACGUUAUUAUGCCAAGAUGGAAGAGAUCUUUCCGAGUUGGUUAAGCAUCUGGAGGCGGUAAAUACGGACGGUGCACUGAAAUCAGUUAAUGCUGCGUUUUACGACGACAACUGCUGCCUGGCUCCAGAAUAUCAGGAGGCGAUCGAAACCCGAAUGAAAUUCGGGUUUGUUAAAACUCCCUUUGGAAAUUCGCCCAGAGAAGCAGUAACGACGGUGAAUAGUUUUGUGGCAGAAAAGACUGAGGGAAAAAUAACGAGUCUGCUAAGCGAAGUCGAUCCGAAGACGCUGUUAAUUCUGGUGAACUUCAUUGAUUUCUCCGGUCCGUGGGAAUUUCCCUUCGAUAAAAACAAGACGAAAAACGGGACAUUUUAUUGCCCGAAGGAUGUUGAGAAAACGGUGGAUUUCAUGGAAAACAAAGAAGCUUACCUCCGUGCACUGCCUCGCCACCAAGGCGAAGAAACGGGAUACCCGUAG
Molecule: messenger RNA, 738 nt
Organism: Paramacrobiotus metropolitanus
Lineage: Eukaryota; Metazoa; Tardigrada; Eutardigrada; Parachela; Macrobiotidae
Product: alpha-1-antitrypsin-like protein CM55-ST
Exons: 1
Coding region: 1-738 (245 amino acids)
Molecular function (GO): serine-type endopeptidase inhibitor activity
Source: RefSeq, a predicted model, not a curated record